AAUCACUCGAAAAUCGACAUGAUGCUAGCUUUCAGCAUGGCCACCUUGGAUUUCCUGCUCCUCGUAGUCAUCGUAGCAGCUGCUUCCUAUUCCUUCACCGGCGUCCACGCGGGCGCCGCCUGUGCGCCUAAGGAGAGGGACGCCCUCCUGGCGUUCAGGCAAGGCAUAGACCCCUGGGGCCUCCUGGCGUCAUGGCAGCCAGAAGAUGAGCAUGACUGCUGCCAGUGGGAAGGAGUCCAGUGCAGCAACCUGACAGGCCAUGUCCUCGAGCUGCACCUCAGCAACGGAGAUCUGACCGGAGAGAUAAGUCGUUCUCUGCUCUCCUUGCAGCAUCUUGAAUAUGUCGAUGUCAGCAUGAACAGCCUCCAGGGGCCGACCGGCCAAGUCCCAGAGUUCCUAGGAUCUUUCAAGAACCUAAGAUAUCUUGACCUCUCUAGCAUACCGUUUUCCGGUAGGGUGCCUCCUCAGCUUGGCAACCUCUCAAAGCUGCACUAUCUUGAUCUUUCAAACACUGGUUUGCCGCAGCCCAUGUACUCCACUGAUCUCUCGUGGUUAACACACCUACCUUUGUUGCAGUAUCUCAACAUGGAGUCAGUAAAUCUUAGCAUGGUAACUGACUGGCCGUAUGUGGUGAAUACGUUGCCUUCUUUGAGGGUCCUUAUUCUUGAUAAUUGCUCGCUAACAAGUGCAAACCAAUCGCUCCCACACCUUAACCUUACAAACCUUGAGGAGCUCCAUCUCUCCUUGAAUAGCUUUCACCACCCAGUUGCAUCCUGUUGGUUUUGGAACCUAACAAGCCUAGUGCACCUCUCCCUCGGGGAAACUGCGCUGUACGGACAACUCCCAAGUACGCUGGGAGACAUGGUAUUCCUUCAAGUACUAGACUUGUCGUGGAAUAGUAAUAACUUGAGCAUGACGACGACAAACUUGAAGAACCUAUGCAACUUGACUGUUCUAGAUCUUGAUACAUCUCUUUCGUAUGGAAAUAUAACAGAGUUGAUUGAGAGGUUGCCGCAGUGUUCAUCAAACAAGUUGCAGGAGUUGCAUCUACAGUCAAACUACCUGGUAGGGUUCCUACCAAGCAUCAUGGGACACUUGACCAGUAUAGUCACUCUUGAUCUCAGUUGGAACAACAUUACUGGACCUCUCCCAGCAUUUAUAGGGCAUUUUGCACAUUUGAGGACCCUUGACCUCUUUUUCAACCACCUUACUGGACAUGUGCCAUCUGAAAUAGGUAUGCUAGCUAAUUUGACUACAUUGGAUCUAAGCGGCAAUGACUUGGAUGGUUCGAUCACAGAAGAACACUUGGACGGUUUACGAAGCUUAGAGUACAUAGACUUAUCAAAUAAUCAAUUGAAGAUUGUGGUGGGUUCAAAAUGGCUACCCACGUUUAGACUACAAGAAGCAUAUUUUGCAUCGUGCCAGGUCGGUCCUCUAUUUCCUGCAUGGCUUAAAUGGCAAGUGGAUAUUCUUCAGCUUGAUAUCUCAAACACAGGUAUAAUAGAUAGGCUUCCAGAUUGGUUUUGUAAUACAUUUUCAAAGGUCAUAUUCUUGGAUAUCUCCAAUAAUCAAAUCAGUGAUGGCUUGCCAACAAAUAUGGAUAUCAUGUCAUUGGAAGAACUACAUUUCAGUUCAAGCAACCUAACCGGUCAAAUACCUCCAUUGCCAAGAAACCUCAGCAUGUUGGAUAUCUCAAGAAAUUCUUUAUCAGGACCCUUGCCAUCAAAUUUUGGGGCGCCAAAGCUAGAUUCUAUUAUAUUGUAUUCUAAUUACAUCAGUGGUCAGAUACCAACAUCUAUUUGUGAAUUGAGCUUGUAUGCCUUGGAUUUGGUCAAUAAUCUUUUUGAAGGAGAAGUUCCCCAAUGUUUAAAUAUGUCAGGAAUGACAUAUCUAUUAUUAAGUAACAAUAACUUCUCUGGCAACUUCCCACCAUUUCUACGAAGCUGCACGAGUCUGUCUUUUCUGGAUCUAUCAUGGAAUAGAUUCUCAGGAACAAUGCCAAUGUGGAUCGGGAGAUGCAGUUCAUUGCAGUUUUUAAGACUGAAUCACAACAUGUUCUACGGGCAUAUUCCAAACAGCAUCACAAGUCUCACAAAUCUUUAUCAUCUGAAUCUUGCAGCCAAUUGGAUAUCAGGUGUCAUACCUCCGCAUCUAUCAAAUCUAACAUUUAUGACAAGAAUAUGUAUACUGGAUUAUUUUUACAAUGUUCCUGUCAGGCUCCAGGCUUUAGUUGGUGAUUUAUUAAUAGAGACCAAGGGGCAACAACUCAAUUACCAUGGUGCGGGUCUUUUGGAGAUACUGAGCAUUGACCUCUCAUCCAACCAUUUAACCGGUAAAAUUCCAGACGGGAUAACAUCUCUUGAUGGAUUGGUAAAUCUGAACUUAUCUCGGAAUCAACUGAAUGGAGAAGUUCCUGACAAGAUUGGGGCCAUGCAAUCGUUGGAGUCACUUGACCUCUCCAGCAACAAUCUUUUUGGAGAAAUCCCAUCAAGCAUAUCAAAUUUGACAUAUUUAAGCUUUUUGAGCUUGUCUUACAAUAAUCUAACAGGAAGAAUACCUUCAGGACGUCAACUUGACACUCUCUAUUUGGAGAAUCCCUCUAUGUACGAUGGAAACACCGGUCUAUGUGGGCGUCCUCUUCAAAGGAAUUGUGGAAGCAAUAAUACAUCUGAGCAUGGAGACGAAAAGAGAGAUGAACAUCAUUCUGGGCCAAUGUUCUUUUACUUUGGACUUGGCAUCGGAUAUGUAGUUGGUCUAUGGGUGGUGUUUUGUGCCCUACUAUUCCUGAAAGUGUGGAGGAUUGCUUAUUUUCGCCUAGUCGACAGGUUUUAUGAUAAAAUUUAUGUGUUUGUGGUUGUAACAUGGAAAAGCUUUACUAGAAAGGCAGACGUACGCUAAGUGGUAAAAAAGAACUAAUGGUGACGUAGCUUCCAUUGGAAUGAAGUUCUACGAAUACUUGGAAGGUGAACAGCUGAAGUGGCAUUUAGCAACAUCUAUAUUAUAUUGUGUAUCUUGUUUUGGGUGAAGUUGUAAUAAUGGAUGUUCGAGUAAAGCCCCUAAAGCACAUAUAUAUGCAAUGAUAUUUAUUUGUACUCGUCGGUCACAAUGAA
Molecule: messenger RNA, 3110 nt
Organism: Phragmites australis (common reed)
Lineage: Eukaryota; Viridiplantae; Streptophyta; Magnoliopsida; Poales; Poaceae
Product: receptor-like protein EIX2
Exons: 2
Coding region: 19-2898 (959 amino acids)
Molecular function (GO): protein binding
Source: RefSeq, a predicted model, not a curated record